This is a messenger RNA of Magallana angulata, 3126 nucleotides long. RefSeq lists its product as uncharacterized. The transcript is spliced from 3 exons. Bases 1974 to 3020 code for a protein of 348 amino acids. NCBI's taxonomy places the organism in Eukaryota, Metazoa, Mollusca, Bivalvia, Ostreida, Ostreidae. The record is from RefSeq and is a predicted model, not a curated record.
UUUUUUGUGGAAGUUAUAAACUUUUAUAUUCUAAAGAAAUUUUCAAUAUUAUACAUAUAUCUUAUAUCUUCAUAGUUCAUACAUAGCUCUUUUUUUCCUUAAGAGAUCAAUAUAGCCUAAAAGUCUCUUGUUGUAAAUAAAUGCCAUUUUCUUUACCUGAUAUUCAAUAAGAACAAGAGAUUGAUAUCACAAUAUAAACAAAGUAACACAACAUAAAAUAUUACAAUGAAAGCGAAAAGUAAUGGUGGCGUGUUCGUAGUACGAUGGUACGAGUUAUUCCCCAUAACACACGCCUGUGUGUGUAUGAAUGUAUACAUACACAAUACACGUAUACCAUUCAUUUAAACUUUAAAACUAGACAUUUGUCUAAGUUUAUUAUCACAGACGAACCUCAAAGAUAAGAAUUAUAGAUCUAUAUAUUAUAAAUUAACACUUUUUUAUACCUAAAUAAUUUUAUCUGUGACGUCAUCUGCCGGUGCCGCAGGCUGUAGUCCCUGCAAAACAUGGACUUGAUUAUUUAUUUCAUUGAUUUGUUGACACUCUGGUGCAUAUAUUGCACAUGUGACAUGUACUGUAAAUCAUUACUUACAUAGCCCUACACGCAAUUCACGCCCACAUAUUGGAGUAUAUACAUCGUAUAGUCAAUAAUUCAAAAUUCUUAAUUGCCAGUAAACCUAUUUUAUCAAAGUUAUACACUUACUCUAACGUUUCCAUUUAAUUACAUAUCGAAUAUCGGUAAAUACAUGUACAUAAUGAUGUUUUUUUUAAUUAUCACUCAGUCAAAGUCGUGCACUUUUGAAGUCGAGACUUUGAAAUAACAGUAACACCAAAACAAUAGCUUUCUUUACUUCAUGUGCAACUGAAACAGAGAAGCACCACUUAAUAUUAAAUAUAAACAAUAAAAUAUCUCCGUGCCACCCACCCCCACUCUGCGUUUAUAAAAUAAUAAAGAUUAAUUCAUUUUUAAAACCAAUCUUGGUCUCCCACACUUAUACUUUUCCAUUCUGUUAGAUACAAGCAACACCAUACUUGAUAUUCAUAUAUUUGAAACACCGAUAUUUUCAAAUACAUAUCCACCUGGGGUUUUUUGAUCGAAACUGUCAUGAUAAAUGAUAAAUGAAUGUAAAUUCCCUUGAUGGUCUCUCUUCCAUUUCGUGUAUAAUAUCACAUAUCAUUCGUCGUGUUGAUCGCUGUCGACUUUUGCAUAAAUAUUAUUAUGUUUUCAUAUUUCAGUUCAUUGAACAGGUACUAGACUAAAUAUAACCUUGGGAAUUUUUUUUAUAAAAAAAAAUAUGCGUUCAGUUUACUCAUUGACCUCAUAAUUCUUCAUCAUCAGCCUACGAGAGACAUGAUGUCAAAUAAAUCUAUCAAUCUACUUACAAAGGGAAAACUACACAGUGGCUAAUGAUUAAACAAUGUUAGAAUUUUCACUGCUGUGCAGAGUUUUAAAACCAAUUCUCGCACAUUUAUAUAAGUAUACUAUUUUGUUCUUUACCAUUUUUUUUUCAAUAUAUAUGUAUAUACCAUGUUUUAUGACAAUUGCAAAUUACCUGUAUUAGGGUGAGAUCCUAGUAAGUUGCAAGAACUUGUGCUCGAACCCUUUGUGUAUUAUGUAUAUACAAUGAAAUAUGUUCAAACCGACCAAUGUUUAUCAAUAGUUGCAAAAAUGGGACGGCUCGAAAUGCCGAUAUUCCUGACUUGCAUUAAUCUAAGUGUCCAUAUCCAUGUUCUAAUUGGUGUUUUACUGUAACCAACUAUUGAUCUAUUAUUGUUUAUUGAUUUUAUAUGAGAUAAUCAUUAUAAACCUGUCAAGCAUGUCGAGACAAAUGUAAAACCAAUGAUCCGUGACCAUCCCGACGGAACUAAAUUAUUUGUUUAAUCACUACUGCAUGGAAACUAAGCAAACACCAUUGUAACCAAACACAAGAAACAUCUAAAGCUCUUCAAUCACGGCGAAUAUUGCGCCUAACGUAAUGUUUCUGCCGCGGCCGCAAUUUCACGUCAAUUACUACGGCGGCCUGAACAGAGAUGGAGCGUGGUUUAAUUAUAACAAAGUUAUAGGUUACUGCGAAACAAAUGUCCAUGAUCAUGUCAACUUUGGUGCAGACAACAACGUGGGUAACAAUGACCAAAGCUGUGUCCCCGUUACUCAGAACAGGAAAGGAAAGAAAAAGAAUAAAAAGGCGAAAAAGAAUAUCCCAGAGGUCAAUGGCCAGCUUGAGGGGGAUCAGUUUUAUAUCUCCAAGUCUCAAGAUCAAAGCGCUCACCCUUCACGAACGGAAAAGAUCGUGGAGGAAUGUUUAAACUCGCCGCGGUUGGCCAUCAACAAGAAUCGAAAUCGUAGCCUCAUAGAUGCCUAUAAGCCGUCAGAAACAAGCAGAAAUGAACUCAUCAAGGAACUUCAAGAUCAUCUUAAUAUUGGCUUAAAUUCUGGCAGUAAAAAUGCAGUAACUGUUACUUCUGAAUACAAAUCAAAUGAAAAUGAAGAACACCAAAUGGAAAAAGGUAAGAUUUGCCCGCAAAAUAAUCAGAAACAACCCCAACAUCUAGAACAAGACAACCAUACAGUGGGGGUUGAUAGCAGUGAGGCCAGAGUCCCCUCUCACAGGGUGUCGGUCACUCGUGAUCCGGUGAACGCCCAGAGGAUUCAGCAGUGUGAACAGGCAAAGCUAAUGGCACGAUACGCCUCGGACAAAACCGGGAUAUCUUUGACCGACAUCUACACGGGUAGGAUAUCCGUCACAGAAAAACCGAAAGUGAAACCGGAAGUUUAUGAAGAGAAGGAUACAUGGCAACCAACAGCGAACACGCGGGAGAAAAACGAGACUGUUUGUUUUACCCAGCCCGUGGCAAACCCAGAAUGGAAUGACAAGAAGGUUGGCUUUUACGAUAAUGGCAGCUCAUCUUCUGACUGGACAACAUCGAGUUCCGGUUGUGAGACGGAGGAACCAAUCACGUUAGAGGAAGUGCGCGAGCACAUGUGUUAUUACGUUCUCUGCUGCGGACUUUGCAUUGACUGAGAAGAGUCCAUAAUUUACAUGUACAUCUUCAUUACAUUGUUUGUAAAGGGGGCAUUCUAGAUUACGUAGAUUUCGAAUAAAUUUUACUUUUUAUGUCAUAACAUUA